Heterocephalus glaber (naked mole-rat) is the source of this 2602-nucleotide messenger RNA. RefSeq names its product sterol carrier protein 2 (gene Scp2). The record is from RefSeq and is a predicted model, not a curated record. Gene Ontology annotation, molecular function: acyltransferase activity, transferring groups other than amino-acyl groups. Lineage: Eukaryota; Metazoa; Chordata; Mammalia; Rodentia; Bathyergidae.
CGCCGCCCCCGCUGCACCGCCCCUAGCGGAGGCCCAGCUCCUGCAGCCCAGGCUCCAGUGGGUGAGCGAGAUCCCGUGUCUCCUGUGUUCGUGUGGGUCCGGCGCUGCUGAGCCAUGCCUUUUUCCGAGUGGAAGUUUCUCACCCAUCGCCGGGUGUUUGUGGUGGGAGUUGGCUUGACCAAGUUCAUGAAACCUGGAGUUGAGAAUUCAAGGAACUACCCUGAUUUGGCAAAAGAAGCAGGUCAGAAGGCUUUAGCGGAUGCUCAGAUCCCUUAUUCAGCAGUGGAGCAGGUAUAUGUUGGCUACGUUUUUGGUGACUCUGCCUCUGGGCAGAGGGCUAUCUAUCACAGUUUGGGACUGACUGGAAUUCCUAUAAUCAAUGUCAACAAUAACUGUUCUACUGGUUCUACUGCUUUGUUUAUGGCCCGGCAACUGAUUCAGGGUGGUUUGGCAGAUUGUACUUUGGCUCUUGGGUUUGAGAAGAUGGAGAAGGGAUCCCUUGCAUCAAAAUUUCCAGAGAAGACCAAUCCAAUUGAUAAACACCUUGAUGUCUUGAUCAAUAAAUAUGGGUUGUCUGCCCACCCACUUACUCCUCAGAUGUUUGGGUCUGCUGGAAGAGAGCACAUGGAAAAAUAUGGAACAAAAAUUGAACACUUUGCAAAAAUUGGAUGGAAAAAUCAUAAACACUCGAUUAACAACCCGUAUUCCCAGUUCCAAAAAGAAUACAGUUUAGAUGAAAUAAUGGCAUCUCGAAAAGUUUUUGACUUUUUGACUAUCUUACAAUGUUGUCCCACUUCAGAUGGUGCUGCAGCAGCAGUUCUGGCCAGUGAAGAAUUUGUACGGAAGAAUGGCCUGGAAUCUAAAGCUGUGGAAAUUUUGGUACAAGAGAUGGUAACUGAUUUUCCAAGCACAUUUGAAGAAAAAAGCGUUAUUAAAAUGGUUGGCUAUGAUAUGACUAAAGAAGCUGCCAGAAGAUGCUAUGAGAAAUCUGGCCUGGGACCAAGUGAUGUUGAUGUAAUAGAACUUCAUGACUGCUUUUCUGUAAAUGAACUCCUUACUUAUGAAGCUCUAGGACUCUGUUCAGAAGGACAAGGUGGAACACUGGUUGAUAGAGGAGAUAAUACUUAUGGAGGAAAGUGGGUCAUAAAUCCUAGUGGUGGAUUGCUUUCCAAGGGACAUCCACUGGGAGCUACAGGUCUGGCUCAAUGUGCAGAACUCUGCUGGCAGCUGAGAGGGGAAGCCGGAAAGAUGCAAGUUCCCGGUGCAAAGGUGGCUCUGCAGCACAAUUUAGGCCUUGGUGGAGCGGUUGUAGUGACACUGUACAGGAUGGGUUUUCCGGAAGCCGCCAGGAUGAAUCAAAUUGAGGCUGCUCUAACCAGCUCUGCUGGGGAUGGAUUUAAGGCAAACCUUGUCUUCAAGGAGAUUGAGAAGAAGCUCGAAGAGGAAGGUGAGCAGUUUGUGAAGAAAAUUGGUGGUAUUUUUGCCUUCAAGGUGAAGGAUGGCCCUGGGGGUAAAGAAGCCACCUGGGUCGUGGAUGUGAAGAACGGCAAAGGAUCGGUGCUUCCCAACUCAGAUAAGAAGGCCGACUGCACCAUCACCAUGGCUGACUCAGACUUGCUGGCUCUGAUGACUGGUAAAAUGAACCCUCAGUCGGCCUUCUUUCAAGGUAAAUUGAAAAUCACUGGCAACAUGGGCCUGGCAAUGAAGUUACAGAAUCUUCAGCUUCAGCCAGGCAAAGCCAAGCUGUGAAGAACUAACUCCCUUUGGCAGCUUUGGAAAAUCAAGAUGAGAUAUAGAUCCAUAUAUUUCAUUGUCAGAGCUUAGGCUGAAACUACACGUUGGCAAAUAAUAUGAGAUAGCUUUGAGCUGAUGGUAUGCUACUGCUUUGCAGAAUUGCAUAAAAUGUGCAUGACAAAGUUAAUAUGGUAAUUAUGGUUUGGGGUAAAUUUGAGUUUCAGAAUAAAAGUAGGAACAGUAAAAACUAUGUAAACAAAAGCUCUUGUUUUGCUUAGAAGUAUAUUUAAGAAUUAUCCUGUGGUGGAUCCAAUUUAAAUUUUCCUUGGGAGAACUGGGAAAGAAGCAAUACCAGUUGCUGGCCAGCAAUUAGUGUCAUCCACUUGAUGACCGUCAUUGAUUUCUCACUAACAGUUCUUAAAAUUCUGUACUGGAAUUACAGAUCUUUAAAAUUUUGCAUUUUAUGCCAUCACAAAGAAAUGUUCUCCCGAAAUAAAAUAAAAGAAAUCUGAUCAAAGCUUAGGGUGAAACGUUUGUAGAUGAACACAGGCUUAUUUUUAAAGUAAAAUUAUUUUUAAAAUGAUGUUCCUUCUUGAAAAAUCAGGGUAGUAGAGUCAUAAAAUGGUAUUGCUAAAAAUAAUUGAGCAAAUAAAUUUUGCUUUCAGAUGCAGUUCUCAGACUGUUAUCUCAUUAAUUUAUGUUUAUGAAGUUCUCAGUCUUGUUUGUUUUCCUGUUUUGGGUAACUAAUUAUCUUCAUUUAUCUUUCUUCCUAGUUUUUCUAAUUCUGUUAUUUUUAUAAUUCAUAUAUAUGGGAUAAAAAUACUUUUGGAAGAAUGUUCAAUAGAAAAUUAAAAUAACUCUUUCUGAU